AUGUCUCGCUUUUGGGCUCAUAUUAUGAUAUAUCAAGAGGUUGAACACGUUGAACCCCUUACAAAGAAGAACAUACUCGAGUUCUUUAACCAGUUCAUUUAUCCCUCUUCUUCAACUAGGGCGAAACUAUCGAUACAUCUUAUUGCGCAGGCAUCUAAUGGAUAUUCUGCUGCUGUAGGAUACAGUGCUGCUGGUGAAGAAAAUGUUGACGCUUCAGCGUUAAGGAGAAAUCAGGACGAUGCAGCAGUCAUUGAACAUAAGCGUCCAGUGUCCCCCGCCACUAUUCCGGUUGAUAAUGUCAGGAAAUGGAAGGCAAGUCUGCCACUUUCGCCGGCUGCAACCCCAGUGAAAGGCCUAGCCGAAUUCGAAGGGUUUGGGUCAAAGUCUUGA
Molecule: messenger RNA, 390 nt
Organism: Aspergillus vadensis CBS 113365
Lineage: Eukaryota; Fungi; Ascomycota; Eurotiomycetes; Eurotiales; Aspergillaceae
Exons: 2
Coding region: 1-390 (129 amino acids)
Source: RefSeq, a predicted model, not a curated record